Salarias fasciatus (jewelled blenny) is the source of this 1721-nucleotide messenger RNA. Its product is annotated as myelin protein zero-like protein 2. Gene Ontology annotation, cellular component: plasma membrane. The record is from RefSeq and is a predicted model, not a curated record. Bases 123 to 608 code for a protein of 161 amino acids. The transcript is spliced from 4 exons. NCBI's taxonomy places the organism in Eukaryota, Metazoa, Chordata, Actinopteri, Blenniiformes, Blenniidae. Gene Ontology annotation, biological process: cell-cell adhesion.
GCAAAACAUUUUCAGCACCAGCAUACUGUACCGCUACCCCAGAGGGCAAUUAAAAGCUGCCAAGAUACUUUGUUUAAUUGAUUCACAUUCAGUUAUAACUCCUGUGCAAUUAGAUCAUUGCAAUGUUUCUGAGGAUUAUACUUUUCACGCUUCUGGGAGGACUUUUGGAGUUUGGGCUGCAGCAAGUCAGUGGGGUUUUCAUCUACACUGCAGCCGAGGUGGAAGCAGUCAAUGGGACGGAUGUGAAGCUGAAGUGCAAAUUCAGCUCCAUGUACCCCGUGUCACUGGAGUCUGUCUCUGCAAACUGGAUCUUUAGACCCCGGCGUCACAAACGUGAGACGAUGUUGAUGUAUUACCAUAAGAAACCCUACCCUAUACUCAAUGGUCGUUUUAAGAAACGUGUGGAGUGGUCGGGGGACGUUCUGGAAAAAGAUGCCUCCAUCACCCUGAAGCGAGUCACCCCUAAAUUCAGAGGUACCUACGUCUGCCAGGUGCGCAAUCUGCCAGACAUUAGAGGCAGGGAUGGAGAGGUUGUCCUCAGAGUUGUCAACAAGACUUCCAAUUUUGACCCACUUGACUUGUUCACAGCUUUGCUCGACAUGAUUUGAUUGGGCUCUCGCUCCUAUUUUGUCAGUGCAUUUAUUAAAGCCACAAACUUACAUUUAUAGCUUUCGUAUAUGCCAGAUUGAGCUGGAAACAUAACAUUUACAUGAAGUAGUGCUAUAGAAGAUGAUGUCGCCUAGAUUACUGUUUAAAAAGUACCGGAACAAGACAUUUAAACAAAUAAUCAGAACUCAAUGCCACCGAAGAGGGCAAUGCUCGCCUAUCUUCAGUGGAAAGAAGAACAAGGAAUCCUACAGAAAAGGUGCUGCACAGUCCUGAUCUCAUCACCAAGGAGUCAGUCGGGGCCUCAAGGGGAAGAAAAUCACAAGAAGAUUAAGGAAGAUGAAUUUGCAGGUGAAUCGUGUCUGAUAUGGAAUAUUUUGACUUCAAGAUACCGUGUGGAGGUCAGACUGCCUUGAUUUAGAGGAGCCGGUGAACUUUAAUCCGAGAAACAAAAGAUAAUAUUCUCGUGACUAUUGUCUAUUUAACUCGGGUUGACUGAAAUUAAGGGGGAGUCACGUUGGGUUCCAUUCAGAGCAGCAGUUUUGCUCUCAAUCAGCUGAUUCAUGUCUGUAUCGUUUGCAAUCCUCAAUAAUCCUCCUUAUGCAGCGUCGAGAGAUUGACUCCUCAUAUUUGGCUCGGUCUCUCAAAAUUCCACAACAGUGACUACGCCUCCAAAUGUUUGGAAAGAUGAAUUUGAAAUAAAUAUGUUUGUUGCAUUAAAAAUCUGUGAGGUCUGUUUUGAAUAACUCACCCUCACUCCUUUUCUUCCCAAAGAGGAUACAUCUAUAGAAAAAUAAAUGUAAUCUCACUUUCACUACCAUUGUAAAAGUUAUUUCACUUGAUUGUCAAUACUUACACUUAAGUAUUACUUAUAAUCUUCUUGGCUACUGUUGAAAUCAUAUUGCAGACAACACCCACUAUUUGAUGUAACAUUCAGACUGCUAUUUAGUUGCAAACAACUUGGAUUAUUUUAACAGAUAAAUGUCCAAAGAUGUAAGAUCUUUUUUUUCCAAAGCAAAUGAUUCUGUAUUCUUUGUUAUUUGUAUGAGAAAUGUACUUAAAAUGUAGAUAUUUUACACAAGUCAAUUGAAAUAAACACGUGAAAAUGCAAUCGA